CAGUGACAAAGCCUGAUUCAGCUUUUCUGUAGAGAAAGGGAGAUUAGCUUUGGGUUUUGGGGAUGGUUUGUAAAAGUCACGCUUUCCCAUUCCACGCGUGAUGGAUAACUCUCUCUUUGCUUUUUUGAAUUUCAAACCCCAACGCUCCUCUAAGCGUUUUAAAGGCUUAAACCCUCAGGCACCCUCUUUCUGCGUCCGUGUAUAUAUAUUAUACACAUACAGGCCAAAGUCCUAAGACCCACCACACACAGGCCAUCAAUAUAUAUUCCAUCUCUCUAUAUUCCCAAGAAGCUUGCUAAGAGCACUAUGUCUAUGGUGGAGGUAAGAGUUCCAAACUUGGACUGUGAGGGAUGUGCUUCCAAGCUAAAGAAAGCUCUCUUCAAGCUCAAAGGAGUAGAGGAAGUUGACAUAGAAAUGGAGAUGCAGAAAAUCACAGUAAGAGGCUACUUAGUAGAGGAAAAGAAGGUGCUAAAGGCCAUUAAACGCGCCGGGAAAGCGGUGGAGCCGUGGCCAUUUCCGGGAUACUCGCACUUUGCCUCAUUCUACAAGUACCCAAGUCACAUUGUGAACCAUUACUACGAGACAUCCGGUAAUGGAGUUAAUUCAAAUGUACAUACAUUCUUCCAAACCCCUGCCAUUUACUCGGUCGCCGUGGCCUCCGAUGAGGCCGUCGCUUCCCUUUUUAGCGACGAAAAUGUGCAUGCUUGCACCAUCAUGUGAACACGGAUUUUCGUUUUUGAUUCCAUCAUUCCACCACUUUUUGACUUUGAGCUUAUUGUGAUUUUUUAUUUUUUAUUUGGUGCC
Messenger RNA from Vitis riparia (riverbank grape), 804 nucleotides. RefSeq names its product heavy metal-associated isoprenylated plant protein 31. The transcript has 3 exons. The record is from RefSeq and is a predicted model, not a curated record. Bases 307 to 720 code for a protein of 137 amino acids. NCBI's taxonomy places the organism in Eukaryota, Viridiplantae, Streptophyta, Magnoliopsida, Vitales, Vitaceae. Gene Ontology annotation, molecular function: metal ion binding.